This is a messenger RNA of Candidozyma duobushaemuli, 1092 nucleotides long. It is a transcript of the gene DUN1, whose product is annotated as serine/threonine protein kinase. The coding region runs from base 1 to 1092 and encodes 363 amino acids. The record is from RefSeq and is a predicted model, not a curated record. The transcript has 2 exons. Gene Ontology annotation, biological process: mitotic DNA damage checkpoint signaling; protein phosphorylation. Gene Ontology annotation, molecular function: protein serine/threonine kinase activity; protein binding; ATP binding. NCBI's taxonomy places the organism in Eukaryota, Fungi, Ascomycota, Pichiomycetes, Serinales, Metschnikowiaceae. Gene Ontology annotation, cellular component: nucleus.
AUGGUUCCUAGGAAACCAGCUGGUGUGGUCGUUGGACGAAGCAGUGCCUGCGAUAUCCGUCUAGGUGGCGCUGACGUUUCCUCCAAACAUUGCCAGUUUUCGUUAUCUAGUAACAAUAAGAAGGAGUAUCUUCUACUCACGGACAUGAGCUCAAACGGGACGUCGGUGAAUAACGAGGUCUUAGGAAAGGGCUCUACUGCGCUUUUAAGAAGUGGCGAUAAGAUCACAUUUGCGAAAAGCGGCUCGUACAUCUUCAGGUACCUCAGUGACGAGCAGGAGAAUCUGGUUCAAAAGUCCUUCUUUGACGACUACAUUCUAUUAAACCAGCUUGGAAGCGGACACUAUGCUGUUGUUAAGGAGGCUAGAGACAGAACGUCUGGUGACAUUGUGGCCGUUAAGAUCUUCCAUCCUAGCAAGACCUCAGGACCAGGCAGUUCCGAAGAGGAUGCCAAACUUAAGCAAGAAAUGGCUCUUCUUCUUUCCAUCAACCAUCCAAACAUUGUCAGGUUCAUUUCACAUUACGUGGAACCAAUCAAUGCCUUUUCCUCAACGACAUAUUUGGUCCUUGAGAAGGUCAACAAUGGCGAGCUCUUCCAGCGCAUUAUAGACAAGCAGAAGCUUCGACAAGACGAGACAAAGGCCAUCUUCAAGCAGCUUCUCUCUGGUUUACACUACCUACACGAAAGGAACAUCAUUCACCGUGAUAUCAAACCAGAGAAUAUCCUUCUAGACAUUACUCCCAAAGAUUCAAAUAGACAAGUGGCUACUGGCCCAUGGGACGAGACUGAGUAUGACGUACGCGUCAAGAUUGCCGACUUUGGAUUGGCCAAGUUCAUCGGCGAGCUAAAGUUCACUAAUACACUUUGCGGUACUCCCGCUUACGUUGCACCAGAGGUAUUGAAUAAUAAUCGAAACUACUCCACAAAGGUUGAUAUCUGGCUGGCGGGCGUCUUGCUUUAUGUUUGUCUCUGUGGGUUCCCACCUUUUAGUGACGAGCUUGGGCCACCUAACAUGAGGGAUCAAAUCAUCGAAGGAAAGUACGCUUUCUACUCUCCUUUCUGGGACGAUAUUAGUGACAUCUACUUGUGGUAG